UGGAAUGGCUCGGGCGGGAAGGGACAUUAAAGAUCAUCUCGUUCCCACCCCCUGCCACUGGCACGGACACCUUCCACUAGCCCAGGUUGCUCCAGCCUGGCCUUGGACACUUCCAGGGAUGGGGAAUAUGUUCCAUAUAUAUUUAUAUAACCCACAUAUGUUUAUCUCUGCCAUGUACCUUUAUCUAUUCCAUGUACAUUUAUUUAUUCCAUGUAUAGUUAUCUAUUCCAUGUACAUUUUCCUAUUCCAUGUAUAUUUGUAUAUUCCACGUGUAUUCCAGGGUCCUGUAGCAUCCAGAACCAUCCACCCGUGUCCUUGUUUACCUUCACAUAUAAAAUCAUUUCUUUUUCCCCUCCUGUUAUAGAUGGUGACAAGUGACAACACCAGAGCCCGGUGCUGUGUCCCAGAGCUGUGUCUGCCGUGUCCCAGAGCUGUCAGCUCCAUUUUCCAGGCCAGUGCAGGGUGGCCCAGACUGGAGGUGGCACUCAGGGUUACUCAGGGCUCUGAUGUUCCCCCGUGAGCUCAGCACUGAGAAAAAUCACCCUCCUGAUGGUCCUGACUCAAAAUAAAUCCAGGAACCUAAUUUAAUAAAAUGAGUAGUGCAGGGUACCAGGAGACACCAGAGCAUCCCUGGCCUGUAUCACUUUGCACAUCCUCACACCAGCCACAGACCAGGAAUUUUCCCACCUAUUUAAAGAUCUUCAUUCUUGGAGAUUGAGAGAAUAAAUACUUAGAAAAAAAAUAGCACUCUAGCUCCUUGUCUCCUGGUUACCUGGGAAUGAAAGCAGCAGGAUGCAGCCCAGGCCCAGAAUCAUCCAGCCAUUAGGCUGGACGUUGCACCAACUUACUUAUUUUAUCAUUGCUGAAUUAAAAAGCCUCGAGGUCAACACCAAAUGCAUUUCCAAUUCCCCUUAAAGAAAAGCCCUGCCAAUAAACAAAGGAUUUCCUUUUUUAUAAGGAGAUUAUGCAGCCAAGACUCUGAUGAUGAAAGAUUAGUUUUAUUCCAGCGCUGAGCCUCCCAGUAAAACCACAGUGGGGCUGACGAUGAGGGAGCUGUAAAACCCUCUGCUCACUGAUAUUCUCCUAAAAAUCCACUAUUUUUAAAGCUAAACCAUGUGAGCUGGGCUGGAGACUGUGAGAAAGGUUAAUGCAAUUAACGGAGGGCUAAUGACAUCAGCCAGCAGGAGAAGCCACCUCUAAAUCCCGAAGCACCCAGCGGUGACCUUUUCCCAACAAAACCCCAUUUCCCGGGAGCUGGUGGAGAGAGCAGGAGGAUCAGUGUGGACAGAGGUGAUGCUUAAAAUGAAACAGAGCUGGGGAGGUGACUGAGACAGGGCACACUGAGGCCCAGAGGAGCCAGAGGAGGAGAAUCCAGGUUGCUCCAAAGCCUUGGAGGAGCCGCCGUGUCCCGGCUGCCGUGGCUCGUGGGGUGAAGAGUCAGAGCCUGGAUCCCACUGAGCCUCCUGCACUGUCUGGAGCUGCUGGAAUUAAUUAGCACCAAUUAACUGAUGGAAACAACUCGCUUGGAGCUGUGAACUGGGACAGCUGGAGGAGCUGGAGCUGCCUCUCCAUCGGCACCAGACAUCCCUGCAAAUCCAUCAGCACCGCAGAUCCUGCAUCCCCACCAGCACCAGAUAUUCCUGCGUCUCCAUCAGCUCGAUCAGCAGCAUUCCCGCAUCCAUGGAGAGGGUGGAGUGGUCCCCCGGCUCUCUGGAAUGUGUCUGCCACGGCGCAGGAGGAUGCCUGUGGGGUGGCUGACGGGAAUACUCCAGCGGGACUGGAUCCGCGCAGCCCCGUUCCCUGCACGGGGGGAUGCGGAGCAGAGCCCUGGCUGGAGGGAGCCGGGAUUCCCUCUGGAAUGUCCCGGGAGAUGGUGAGAGCGGGUCAGGGUGGGAGCGGAGCAUCCACGGAGGGCGUGGGGCCCGGCGGGCGCCGGGAGCGCGCUGGGGGUGGCUCGGGCUCCCUCUCCCGGCUCUGCCGGGGUACAAUUGAGCGUAAAUCCUUGCGAGUGGGAAGCUCCCGGGCCUGCGAGCUCCCUCGGCUGCAGGGGAUGGCGCGGGGACACGAUGGAGGGCAGCGGGGUCCCGGGGGACACGCGUGGCAGCGUGGAUCCCUUGGGAUGAGCACAGCUCCUGCGGGACACGGGCAGGGGGGUGCUCAGGAAUCUGGGCCGGGUUUAAGAACCAAACCCCUUCCAAACCCGGGCUGGGGGUCCCCUGUGCCCCCUCCACCUCCCACCUCGCAGCAUCCAGAGCCCACGCGCGGACAAGGGCUGUGUUUCCCUCCGCCCUCAUCCCACGCCUCUGUUGUCCGUGUCCCAUUCCCCGGCGCUGCCGAGCGGGAGGAAGGAGCUGCUGCCCGGGUGGACGCGAGGAAUUAAAGCGAGUCAUGGGGAACAGUGGACCCUGCCGGGCUGGCAGGGGCUGUGGGAAGAGCAGAGCCCGUGGGGUCCGUGUCCAGGAGGCUGGGGGCACAUGGAGAGCUGCAGAUCCACGGCCCCAGCACAAGGAAUGCUCCUGGGAAAGAGAUUGCCCAAUCCAUCCCGAAUCCAAGCUGGAGAGACUUCACAUGGCCCAACCCAUCCCCAGUCAGAGCUGCAGAGGCUUCAUCAGCCCCUUACUCACCACUUGGCUUCCCGAGCUACCCAGGCUGAGCUGGUUACACCAGUUUAACCCUUCACUUGCUGGAACUCUUGGAAAGAGCCUGGCUGGGCUCGUGGAGAGCAGCACUGUGGAGAGCAACAACGAGGCCCUGCUGUGACCCGUGACUGCCGUGUCACCACAUGGGUCUGGGGUGCUCCAUCCAAGCUGCUGGCCAAGGCAUUGCUCCAAAGGCCACGAUGGUUGGCUCUGGGGGUGCAGCUCAGGCACCAGAUCUGCUGCUCCAGGGGUUUGCUGGAUGGUGGGAGGUGGGAAUGCUCCGUGAGUGGGGCUGGCUGGGCUGUGUUAGCCCCACAGGGCUGGAGGGACGGGCCAUGGCCACGCUGCCACCAGCUGAGGUGGUCCCAGUGCUGCCAGAGGUGGUGGCCCCACUGUUGCCUCCUGUGGUGAUCCCAGUGCUGACACUGGGUGUGGUUAUCCCGAUGUUUUUCCUUCAGAUGGGUGAUCCCAGUGCUGCCAUUGGACAUGGUGGUGCCAGUGUGGACAGGGUGGUCCCAGAGCUGCCAUCAGGGGUGGUGGCCCCGAGGCUGCAGCCAGAGGCAGGUGGAACAGCUCUUUCCAGUCCUCCAGGCCCUGCUCCUCCUCAGUGCCAUUGUUCCCUCUGAAAUGAAGGAUGUGGGGUCUCCUCCCUUGGCAGAACUUCAUUCCUAAGGACAGACCCCCUGAGCUGCUCCCUGGGCCCAUCCAGGCCGGUGCCACCCUCAGAGCCUCCUGGCCCUGCCCUGCUGCAGUGGGGUGGCCAGAGCUGAGCACAGAAAUUGCAGAGCCACAAACACAGCGUGGAUCCUCCUCCCGGCCUGGGCACUCCUGGGUUAUCCCAGAGCUGCUGCAGCUGCGAAUUAUACGGAGGCUCAUGUUUGGAUUUCGUGGCAGAUAAUUUAUAGAGAAGCCCAGGGACAGAUUUUCACCCCCUUUGAUGAAGGUUCAUCUGGAAUAACAAUACUUGGUAGGACCUGGCUCUGGACCUCACUGACAGCCCAAGCCCUCCGACUUGAAAGCAAGAUGUUUCCACUUAAAGACAGUGUCAGCAAGAACCAUCUCCCUCUCACUGCCUCUCCUGCUCGUCCCUCUGCCAUCAUCUGGUUCCCAUUAGCCCUGGACAAGGUCCCGUUCUGCUCAGGGAAAUAGGAGGGGACUUGGAGCCACUUCUACUCACUGCAAGUAUGAAUUGAAUGUGGUGCACAAAUGAAAAUGCAACGAGAGCCGACAUGUGAAGGGAAUCGGAGCCAUGGCAGCUCCUGCCGGUGCAAAAUCACUUCCAAGGGCACGGGAGAUGGAGGGUGGGAGCUGAGGUUCCCAGUGUGCCCAGUCCCCAGCCUGUGGUGAUGGGGAUAGCAGGAGCUGGAGGGAUCCAGGUGGUCCAUGGAAGGAGCUGAAGGAUGAAAUAUCCCCUUUGAUCCUGACUGGCUCUGGGUGUCUGGGAAGAUCUGAAGGAUAAAAUACCCAAGCAAGGAUCCAGGCUGUGGUACCUGGGAAUUUCUCCAGUCUAUGAGUGCCACUGGUCAGCCCAGGAAUUCUGCCCAGUUAUCCAGCACAAGCUGAGGAUCCCAAGGGAUUCCUCUUAACAGCUCAUUAUCCAGAGGCGAAAGCAUCCAACGCAUGACACCCUCCCAAAGGUCAGGCUCAAGGAGGCAUCUGCUGGAGGUUGGAAAAUCUGAGCAGACGUGGGAAAACCUUCAGGGAAGUGCUGGGCUGACCCUGGGAUGGAGGUCGGGCAGGGAGUCAGUGGCACGAGGGCUCAGUGACACCUUCAACAUCGACACCAGGAGGCCCAGGAUCAUCGCUGGCUCCAAGGAAGCCUAUUUUGGCUACACGGUGCAGCAGCACGACAUCGGGGGCCAGAAAUGGCUGGUGGUGGGAGCUCCCUACGAGACCAACGGCCAGCAGAAGACUGGAGAUGUCUACAAGUGUCCAGUGACCAGCGACAGCCACAGCAACUGCACCAAACUCAACCUAGGCCGGGUGACGCUCUCCAACGUCUCCGAGAGGAAGGACAACAUGCGCCUGGGGCUCAGUCUGGCCACCAACCCCAGGGACAACAGCUUUCUGGCCUGCAGCCCCCUCUGGUCCCACGAGUGCGGGAGCUCCUACUACACCACCGGCAUGUGCUCCCGCGUCAACUCCAACUUCAGGUUCUCCAAGACGGUGGCUCCGGCUCUGCAGAGAUGCCAGACCUACAUGGACAUCAUCAUCGUUCUGGAUGGAUCCAACAGCAUCUACCCCUGGGUUGAAGUGCAGCACUUCCUGAUAAACAUCUUGAAAAAGUUCUAUAUCGGUCCCGGCCAGAUCCAAGUCGGAGUUGUUCAGUAUGGAGAAGAUGUUGUCCAUGAGUUUCAUUUAAAUGACUACAGGUCUGUAAAAGACGUGGUGGCAGCUGCCAGUCACAUAGAGCAGAGGGGAGGCACAGAGACCAGGACAGCCUAUGGGAUAGAGUUUGCUCGCUCGGAAGCGUUUCAGAAAGGUGGCCGGAAAGGGGCAAAGAGAGUAAUGAUUGUCAUCACAGAUGGAGAGUCCCACGACAGCCCAGACCUGGAGAAGGUGAUCGAGGACAGCGAGAAGGACAAUGUCACCAGAUACGCGGUGGCGGUCCUGGGUUAUUACAACAGAAGAGGAAUCAACCCCGAAGCCUUUUUGAACGAGAUCAAAUUCAUAGCGAGCGACCCCGACGACAAACACUUCUUCAAUGUCACGGAUGAAGCAGCACUCAAGGACAUUGUGGAUGCUCUGGGAGAGAGGAUAUUUAGCUUGGAAGGAACCAACAAGAAUGAGAUCUCCUUUGGCCUGGAAAUGUCCCAGACUGGAUUUUCCUCACACGUUGUGGAAGACGGGAUCCUCCUGGGGGCAGUGGGAGCCUACGACUGGAAUGGAGCUGUCCUGAAGGAAACCAGCAGUGGGAAGGUCAUUCCCCUGAGGGAAUCUUAUCUCCAGGAGUUCCCCGAGGAGCUGAAGAAUCACGGGGCGUAUUUAGGUUACACCGUCUCCUCCGUCGUUUCCACCAAGCACGAGCGGAUUUACGUGGCGGGAGCUCCCAGGUUCAACCACACGGGGAAGGUCAUCCUCUUCAGCAUGCACAGCAACAGGAACCUCACCAUCCACCAGGCCCUGAAAGGAGAGCAGAUCGGUUCCUACUACGGCAGCGAGAUCAACUCCCUCGACGUCAACGGCGACGGCGUCACCGACGUGCUGCUGGUGGGAGCCCCCAUGUACUUCAGCGAGGGCAGGGAGAGGGGCAAGGUCUAUGUCUACACCCUGCAGGAGAACCGCUUUGUUCCCGGUGGAGCCCUGGUGGACCUGCAGAGUUACCAGAACUCGCGCUUCGGCUCCUGCAUCGCCGCCGUGCCCGACCUCAACCAGGACACCUACAACGACCUGGUGGUGGGGGCACCCCUGGAGGACGAGCACCAGGGAGCCAUUUACAUCUUCCUGGGCUUCCAAGAGACCAUCCUCAAGAAGUACAAGCAGAGGAUUGCAGCUGCUGACCUCGCUCCAGGCCUGAUGUAUUUUGGGUGCAGCAUCCACGGGCAGCUGGACCUGAACGAGGACGGGCUCGUGGACUUGGCCGUGGGCUCGCUGGGGAACGCGGUGCUGCUGUGGUCCCGCAGCGUGGUCCAGAUCAACGCCAGCAUCCGCUUCGAGCCCUCCAAGAUCAACAUCUUCACCAAGGACUGCAAGAGGAACGGGAAGGACGCCACCUGCAUGUCGGCCUCCGUCUGCUUCACCGCCCUCUUCCUCUCGGCCCACUUCCAGACGGCCAGCGUGGGGCUGCGCUUCAACACCACGCUGGAUGAACGACGCUACACGCCGAGGGCUCACCUGGACGAGGGCGGCGAGCGGCCGGCUCAGAGGGCACUGGUGCUGCCGGCUGGGCAGGAGCGCUGCCAGAGCCUCCCCUUCCACGUCCUGGACACGGCGGACUACGUGAAGCCGGUGACGUUCUCCAUCGACUACGAGCUGGAGCACCCGGAGCAUGGCCCCAUGCUGGAUGAUGGGUGGCCCACCUCCCUCAGGGUCUCGGUCCCUUUCUGGAAUGGGUGCAAUGAGGACGAGCACUGUGUCCCUGACCUGGUCCUGGAUGCCAGGAGUGAUGUCCCCAGUGCCAUGGAGUUCUGCCGGCGGGUGCUCCGGAGGGGCCCCCCGGAAUGCUCGGCCUUCAGCCUGUCCUUCGACGGCUCCGUGUUCGUGCUGGAGAGCAGCAGGAGGAGGGUGGCGGUGGAGGCCACGCUGGAGAACCGCGGGGAGAACGCCUACAGCACCGUCCUCAACAUCUCCUUCUCCAGGAACCUGCAGCUCGCCAGCCUCAUCCCCAAGGACGACACCGACGUCAACAUCGACUGCACGGCUGACGACAGGCACCCCAACAAGAGAGUGUGCAACGUCAGCUACCCCUUCUUCAGAGCCAAGGCCAAGGUAGCUUUUCGCCUGGAUUUUGAGUUCAGCAAGUCGGUUUUCUUGGAGAACAUGGAGAUCUACAUGAUUGCCAGCAGUGACAGUGAGGAGAAGGAGAGCACCAAGGAGGACAACUUUGCCCACCUCAAUUUCCACCUGAAGUACGAGGCCGACCUGCUCUUCACCAGGACAUCGAGCCUGGACUACUACGAGGUCAGGUCCAACAGCUCCCUGGAGAGAUACGACAGCAUCGGCCCCCCCUUCCACUGCACCUUCAAGCUGCAGAACCUGGGCUUCUUCCCCGUGGAGGGGGUGACCAUCAGGAUCACCGUCCCCGUGGCCACCCGGGCAGGCAAUCGCCUCCUGCUCCUCACUGACUUCCUGCUGGACCAGGAGAACACAACCUGCAGCCUCUGGGGGAACACCACUGACUACAGGAGGACCCCGGCUGAGGAGGACCUGACCCGCACCCCUCACCUGAACCACAGCAACUCCGACGUGGUUUCCAUCGACUGCCACGUGAAAUUAGCCCCCAACGAGGAGAUGAACUUGCACUUGCGUGGCAAUCUGUGGAUGAAGUCUCUGAAAGCACUGAAGUUCAAGUCACUGAAGCUCACCACGAACGCCGCUCUCCAGCGACGCUUCGGGAGCCCCUUCAUCUUCCGGGAGGAGGAUCCCAGCCGCCAGAUCACAUUUGAGAUCUCCAAGCCCGAGGAGUCACAGAUCCCCAUCUGGAUCAUCCUGGGGAGCACCUUAGGAGGUCUCCUCCUCCUGGCCCUGCUCGUCCUCGCUCUCUGGAAGCUGGGAUUUUUUAAGAGCGGGAACCGCAGGAGAGCGGCGGAGCAGGAGCAGAAUUCCAUGGGGCUGGAAUGACACUGCCGGGGCCAGGAGCCCCCUGUGCCCCCUCCCGGCCCCUCGCCAGCUCCGGAGCAGGAGGUCACCUCCAUCCCGAGGGAUUUGGGUGCUGAGCUUGGGUUUGCACCGAGAGGAGAGAACACCCCUUCGUGUGACAUCACCUGAACCGGUCCAAAAGCCAAAAAAACACCCUUAAACACGCCCAAAAAUCCACCCCAAGAGGAGCUUCGGGCUGGGUCUGCAGCGAGGUGGCAGCGACACAGGCGAUGAGGGGCCACCACAGCGACGUGUCCCGUGGGCUGGGACAAACCACGGGGCUGCAAAACUCUUUACAAUAACAAUAUCCAUUAAAAAAAGAAACAAAACAAACGAGGAUUGCUCAUUCCUGUGGCGGGGCUGCAGCAUUCCCUGGGCUUUGCUGGCCACGGCUCUCAAACUGCCUUCGUUGACAGGAGUAAUUAAGGUGGAGAUUUUAAUUUGCCGCCUUCUGAAUGCACUGAAUGAAACGAUAGCGAGUGAAAGCACCUUAAUGCAAAUCUCCGGUGUCCAGCUGUACAUAAUUAUUCUACAAAUAUUUACCUGUCGAAGGAGGGAAAAAAUAAAAUAAAAACUAUUAAAAAAAAAAAAAAAAAAAAAAAAAGGGAAUUCAAAGCAGUUUGAUGGAUUUUCUCCCAAGGGAGCAGUUUGGGAGAGCUCGUGGCCAGGAGGGCCCUCACGUGUAUCAUACCUGUACAUACCUGGGGUCCCCCAAAAGCAGCUGAUGGUGCUGUUGGGCAGCAGCGUGCUCCUUGUGCAUCCCAGAAUUAUUUAUGCUAAUGUUAAUUUUAUGGGUGGAAAAAAAGAAAGCAAGACGUCAUGCGGGAUGUGGAACGAAGGUUGUUAAAUGUCG
Messenger RNA from Myiozetetes cayanensis, 8790 nucleotides. It is a transcript of the gene ITGA11, whose product is annotated as integrin subunit alpha 11. The record is from RefSeq and is a predicted model, not a curated record. The transcript has 35 exons. Gene Ontology annotation, cellular component: external side of plasma membrane; integrin complex. The coding region runs from base 4260 to 7919 and encodes 1219 amino acids. NCBI's taxonomy places the organism in Eukaryota, Metazoa, Chordata, Aves, Passeriformes, Tyrannidae. Gene Ontology annotation, molecular function: integrin binding. Gene Ontology annotation, biological process: integrin-mediated signaling pathway; cell-matrix adhesion; cell-cell adhesion.